AUGUCCACUCCCGUUGAACCUACUGCGCGCGUAGCGCUGCUAAACAAUGCCAACAAACUCACUCAACGUCUCCUCGACGUGAGCUCUGCACACGGCAGCGAAGCGUCCUUGCAUCGCGUCGAUAAUGCGCCAGGAUACACGACGCCCAUUUUCAAAGGCAAGGAGGAACAACGUGCGUUGGUUGAGAGUGACGUCGCCGCAAAGGGCUUCAUCCCCCGCGAGCUCGUCGCAGGCGAAGUCAACUGGUUUUACUCCAACCUCGGCAUCGACGAUACCUACUUCCAGAAUGAAUCGCGCGAGGUCAUCUCAGACCAUAUCAUUGCCCUGUUUGGAGCCAAGAUCCUGGCAUAUACGAAGCAUGAUCCGACUAAGCUUGUUAUUGACCUGGAGAAAAUCGACGAGAACGGCAACGGCGCGACGUUCAUUCAUACCAGUGCUCCCGGCUUGACGACCACAGAAGGACCAGGCGCGACCUGCGAAGCUAGAAUCGAUGAAUUAUUUUUGGACAAAUCCACACCUACAGACGCGUACAGACUCGAGACUUUCCGCUCUACGGGGUCCAUCUCCGCCACCGCGUCGCAGCAGCUCAGGUGUUACUUUGUUACGAAAUGCAACUUCCCCUCGAAGCCUCCCGCUCCUGGUGAGAAGACGGACAUUCGAGCUGUCUCGGACUCGUCCUUCUUGGAGAAAGCUACGGCGAAUACCCUGGAUAUAUAUCAGCAGGUUAUGUGGAGUGUAGAGUCGAGGCAUGGCCCUGUAAUCGAGCUCUAUGAAGUUGAAGGUACCCGCGAGAGGAGAUUAGUCAUUGGGUACAAGAUGGGCGGAACGUCAAGAUUCUUCAGCGCUCUGUCAAACUUGUACCAUUUCUACUCCCUCUACUCGGCACGCAAGUAUGUCGAACAAUUCUCCAACGGUGUUACCAUUAUCUCCCUAUACCUAAACCCUCUCCCCAACACCAACGCGCCCCCUAUUGAGCACUCCAUCUUCCAAGUCAUGAAAGAAGCCUCGCUUCUCUUCUGUCUCCCUGACAACCCAUACUUCCUUCCCAAGUCUCCGGGAAGCCAUGCGGUUCAAGAAGCGACAUAUGCUUAUUGUGGCUGGAUCUUCGCACAACACUUCUGCAAUCGUCUUGGCCCGGCAUAUUUGCAGCUCAAAAAUGUGUUGAACGAGAACGACGUGGCGCACGCAGAGGUGCUGAACGACAUCAAGCGCAGGUUCCGCGAAGAAACCUUUACGCGUGAAAGUAUUGCGCAAGUAAUUCAUGCCCACCCCGAUCUUGCAAAACUCCUUCAGAUCCGCUUGUUGUACGUCAACUUUGCGAUGACUCAUUAUCCUCCAUCGGACGACGCGUCGAAGUUGAUGCCGACUCUAUCGUACCAACGCUUGCAAACCGUUCAACCCCUGAGCGACGCAGAGUUGUAUGACAAGAUUCGCCGAACCGUACCGAAUAAGCACGAAUUGCAAGUUCUGGAGAGCUUCCUCAUCUUCAACAAGUGCGCACAUGUCCUCAAGACCAACUUCUACCAGCCUACCAAAGUAGCGCUGUCAUUCAGGCUUGCACCAGACUUCUUACCCGAGGUCGAGUACCCAAAGCAACCUUACGGAAUGUUCUUUGUUAUUGGCAACGAGUUCCGAGGAUUCCACAUACGUUUCCGUGACGUCGCUCGUGGUGGCAUCCGGAUUGUUAUGUCGAGGAACAAAGAAAAUUACUCGAUUAACCAGAGGAUGUUGUUCGAUGAGAAUUACGGCCUUGCAUCCACACAAUCGCUCAAGAACAAGGAUAUCCCUGAGGGAGGUGCGAAGGGAACCAUCUUGCCAUCCCUCGGAGCAACUCCGAAGCGAUGCUUUGAGAAGUAUGUCGAUGCGAUUAUCGACCUUCUCAUUCCUGGUCAGACUCCCGGUAUCAAGGAGCCCAUCGUUGAUCUCUAUGGAAAACCAGAGCUUUUGUUCUUUGGUCCUGAUGAGGGUACUGCUGAUAUGAUGGAUUGGGCUGCCACUCAUGCUCGUGCUCGUGGAGCUGAGACAUGGUGGAAGUCGUUCACGACAGGAAAGAGUGCAGAGACGCUUGGUGGUAUUCCUCACGAUACCUAUGGCAUGACUUCGCUGUCUAUCCGCCAGUAUGUCCUCGGGUUGUACAAGCAGCUCGGGUUAAGGGAGAAAGAUGUUACCAAGGUGCAGACUGGUGGUCCCGAUGGUGAUCUUGGUUCCAAUGAGAUCUUGCUUUCGUCAGACAAGACGGUUGCUAUCAUUGAUGGUAGCGGUGUUCUUGCCGACCCAGUGGGUAUUGACCGUGCGGAGCUUGUGCGCCUCGCAAAGUUGCGCGUUCCUGUCAGUAACUUCAACACCGCGAAGCUGAGCAAAGACGGCUAUCUGGUCAAGGUUGAGGACCAGGACGUCAAAUUACCUUCUGGUGAGGUCGUCCUUGACGGCACCGACUUCCGAAACGGCGCUCACUUACGUUUCAAGGCGGAUCUUUUUGUUCCUUGUGGUGGACGACCGGAGGCUGUCAACAUCUCCAACAUGGCGGCUCUCGUCGAUUCAGAGGGCAAGCCCCACUUCAAGUAUAUCAUUGAGGGCGCCAACUUGUUCCUCACACAACAGGCUCGUCUCCACCUCGAGAAGCGCAAGGUCAUCCUAUUCAAGGAUUCCAGUACCAACAAAGGUGGCGUAACGAGUUCGUCUCUGGAAGUGCUUGCUGGUCUCGCCCUGUCGACUCAGGAAUACAUCGACCUUAUGGUCUUCAAAGACGGCAAACCCUCCCAAUUCUACCAAAGCUACGUCAAGGAUGUGCAAGCCAAGAUCACAGAGAAUGCUGCUGCCGAAUUUCACUGCAUCUGGCGCGAGCAUUCUCGUUUGCAAGGCACCAAGCCUCGCACAACCAUCUCUGACGAGCUUUCGUCGACGCUCAACAACUUGCAAGCCGAGUUGGAGAGCUCGGAUCUGUUUGAUGAUGUUCCCAGCAGGAAGGGCGUCAUUCGCCGUGCCAUCCCCAAGACGCUUGUUGAUCAAGUGGGGUUGGAGGCGCUCUUGGAGAGACUGCCAGAGCCAUACCAGCGUGCACUGUUCUCGAGUUGGGUCGCUUCGCAUUUCAUUUACAAAUAUGGUGUGAACGGAUCCAGCGUCGAUUUCUUCCACUUUGCUAGGGACCUUGCCAGCCCUUGAACAUUUGCUCUCUGAUCGGAAUUAUCAAAGGAAAGGAAAGGAAUGAAAAGGAAAAGGAAAAAAGGGAAAGCAUAUCAACUACAUAAACCAAAAGCUUUCCGCAAUGGACCUCCGCUAGUUACCCUAGACUGUAUCACUAUAUCUCGUCGUGUUGAUUUGACCAAGUUUCUGC
Messenger RNA from Laccaria bicolor S238N-H82, 3334 nucleotides. Its product is annotated as NAD-specific glutamate dehydrogenase. NCBI's taxonomy places the organism in Eukaryota, Fungi, Basidiomycota, Agaricomycetes, Agaricales, Hydnangiaceae. Gene Ontology annotation, molecular function: L-glutamate dehydrogenase (NAD+) activity. Bases 1 to 3162 code for a protein of 1053 amino acids. The transcript is spliced from 20 exons. The record is from RefSeq and is a predicted model, not a curated record. Gene Ontology annotation, cellular component: mitochondrion.